AGUCCCGUAAUUAAAAUUCAAAACACCAUUUUAUCAUUUGGUUUGGUCUCUCGCCGGCACUCGGCAGAGAAACAAAAAGCAAAAAAGAAAAGAAAAGAAAAGAAAAACAAUAAGAAAAUAUAAAUAUCUCUUCUCGUUUUGCAGCUCUGCAUUUGGAUAGAUCAAAUCGUUGAUAGAAAAAAAUUUAAAGAUAAGUAGAAAUAAAAUGUCUGAAGAAGAGAAAUUGUUAAAGGAGGCAAAGAAAUUGCCAUGGGAAGAUCGGUUGUUUCACAAGAAUUGGAAGGUAAGGAACGAGGCUAACAUCGAUUUAGCUGCUCUAUGCGAUUCCAUCACGGAUCCGAAGGACUCGAGGCUCCGCGAAUUAGCUCCAUUUUUCAAAAAGACAGUGGCGGAUUCGAAUGCUCCGGUGCAGGAGAAGGCGUUGGAUGCUUUGAUUGCGUUCUUAAAAGCGGCCGACGCUGAUGCCGGAAGGUAUGGGAAGGAAGUAUGCGAUGCCAUCGUGGCGAAAUGUCUCACAGGCAGGCCUAAGACCGUCGAGAAGGCUCAGGCAGCGUUCAUGCUCUGGGUGGAAUUGGAGGCUGUUGAGGCUUUUCUGGAUUCAAUGGAGAAGGCCAUUAAGAAUAAAGUUGCCAAAGCAGUGGUGCCUGCAAUUGAUGUCAUGUUUCAAGCACUAAGUGAAUUUGGAGCCAAAGUUGUUCCACCUAAAAGAAUUCUAAAGAUGCUUCCUGAACUCUUUGACCAUCAAGAUCAAAAUGUCCGUGCAUCCUCCAAAGGGCUGACUCUUGAGCUUUGUCGUUGGAUUGGGAAGGAUCCUGUCAAGUCAAUAUUGUUUGAGAAGAUGCGUGACACUAUGAAAAAAGAGCUUGAGGCUGAGCUUGUGAAUGUGACUGGGGCAGCCAAGCCAUCUCGGAAGAUAAGAUCCGAGCAAGACAGGGAACCAGAACCUGAAGCUGUGUCUGAAGCUGCUGGUCCUGGCCCCGCUGAAGAAUCUGUAGCUGAUACUCCUCAGGAAAUAGAUGAAUACGAGCUUGUUGAUCCAGUUGAUAUAUUAACUCCUCUGGAGAAGUCUGGAUUUUGGGAUGGAGUGAAAGCUACCAAGUGGUCAGAAAGAAAGGAGGCUGUUGCUGAACUCACAAAGCUUGCAUCAACAAAAAAGAUAGCUCCGGGUGAUUUUACGGAAGUUUGCCGGACGUUGAAGAAGCUUGUUACAGAUGUAAACAUUGCUGUUGCAGUUGAAGCCAUCCAAGCUAUUGGAAAUCUUGCUCGGGGUUUGCGGACCCAUUUUUCUGGUAGUUCGCGCUUUUUGUUGCCAGUUUUACUUGAAAAAUUGAAAGAGAAAAAACCUACUUUGACUGAGUCACUCACACAAACUCUUCAAGGAAUGCACAAAGCAGGGUGCUUAAAUCUGGCGGACAUUGUGGAAGAUGUUAAAACUGCAUCUAAAAACAAAGUUCCUCUUGUGCGUUCUUUAACUUUGAACUGGGUGACAUUCUGUAUCGAAACAAGUAACAAAGCUGUUGUUCUGAAGGUGCAUAAGGAUUAUGUCCCAAUCUGUAUGGAGUGUCUUAAUGAUGGGACCCCCGAUGUCCGAGAUGCAGCCUUUUCAGCACUGACAGCUGUUGCUAAGUCUGUCGGUAUGAGGCCAUUAGAGAGAUCUUUAGAGAAACUUGAUGAUGUUAGAAAAAAGAAGCUCUCUGAGAUGAUUGCUGGAUCUGGUUCUUCUGUACCUGGUGCUACAAGCUCAGCUGCUGUAAAAAAUUCAGGUGGUGGUUUGUCUUCUACAGAGGUUUCUGAAGGUUCAUUUGUUAAGAAAUCUGCGGCUAGCAUGCUUAGUGGGAAGAGGCCAGCCCCUGCAGCUCCUGCUAACAAGAAAGGGACUUCAGCGAAGUCAGGCAACAGUAAAAAGGUAGAUGGAGCUGGACGGACGGAAACAGCAAAGUCGAGUGAGUCGCCUGAGGACAUUGAGCCAGCAGAAAUGAGUCUUGAAGAGAUUGAAAGCAGAAUAGGUUCCCUCAUUCAGGCAGAUGUCAUUUCUCAACUGAAGAGUGCUGUAUGGAAAGAGCGUCUUGAAGCCAUAUCCUUGCUGAAAGAACAGGUUGAAGGUCUCCAGGACCUUGAUCGGUCUGUGGAGAUUUUGGUUUAUUUGCUAUGUGCUAUUCCUGGAUGGAAUGAGAAAAAUGUUCAGGUCCAGCAGCAAGUUAUUGAAGUUAUCACUUAUCUGGCCAACAGUGCUGCAAAAUUUCCAAAGAAAUGUGUUGUUCUUUGCCUUCUUGGUAUAAGUGAAAGAGUGGCAGAUAUGAAGACUCGUGCACAUGCUAUGAAGUGCCUCACUGCUUUCUCCGAGGCAGUAGGUCCAGGAUUUGUUUUUGAAAGGCUUUAUAAAAUAAUGAAAGAACACAAGAAUCCCAAGGUUCUUAGUGAAGGUUUAUUGUGGAUGGUCUCCGCUAUUGAGGAUUUUGGUGUAUCACAUCUGAAGUUGAAGGAUCUAAUUGAAUUUUGUAAAGAUACUGGAUUGCAGUCCAGUGCUGCAGCCACCCGAAAUGCUACAAUUAAGGUUUUGGGUGCUUUACAUAAGUUUGUUGGUCCAGAUAUCAAGGGGUUUCUUACUGAUGUCAAACCUGCAUUGCUUAGUGCACUGGAUGUUGAAUAUCAAAAAAAUCCAUUUGAGGGUACUUCCACCGCUCCAAAGAAAACUGUCAGGGCAUCAGAACCAUCCUCUUUGUCUGCCGGUGGACUAGAUGGUCUGCCACGUGAAGAUAUUAGUGCGAAGAUCACUCCUACCCUGUUAAAGAGCUUGGAGAGUCCUGAUUGGAAGGUGCGUUUGGAGUCUAUUGAAGCUGUCAAUAAAAUUUUGGAAGAGGCUAACAAGCGCAUUCAACCUACUGGAACUGGAGAGCUAUUUGGUGCUCUUAGGGGCCGGCUAUAUGAUAGCAACAAAAAUUUGGUUAUGGCAACUUUGACUACCAUUGGCAAUGUUGCAUCUGCAAUGGGACCGGGUGUCGAGAAAGCAAGCAAGGGAAUACUAUCAGAUAUUUUGAAAUGCCUAAGCGACAAUAAGAAACAUAUGAGAGAGAGCACUUUGUCUGCUUUAGAUGCUUGGAAUGCUGCUGUUCAUUUUGACAAAAUGGUUCCUUAUAUCACAUCAGCACUAACAGACUCCAAGCUUGGGGCGGAAGGACGUAAAGAUCUUUUUGAUUGGUCAUCUAGGCAACUCUCUGGACUUAGUGAAUUUCCUGAUGCUGUGCAUCUGCUCAAACCAGCAGCCACAGCCAUGAUGGAUAAAUCAGUGGAUGUUCGCAAAGCAGCAGAUGGAUGCGUCACUGAAAUUUUAAGAGUUAGCGGGCAGGAAGCAAUUGAGAAGAAUCUUAGAGAUAUACAAGGGCCAGCUUUAGCUCUUAUCCUUGAGCGGGUAAAACCUUAUGGGUCUUUCCAAGAAUUAGUUGAACCAUCCAAAGGUGGUUCUAUUGGACUGGCAUCAAAAACCAACACAAAGGUUGCAAAAGCUACUUCCAAUGGUGUCACUAAACAUGGCAAUAGAACUGUAACUUCGAGAGCCAUCCCAGCGAAGGGAUUGAAACCAGAUACCAUGUUGCCUGUUCAAGGUAUAUCUGUUCAGCCUCAAGCUUUGUUGAAUGUCAAGGAUUCAAAUAAGGAGGAAAGGGAGAGAAUGGUUCGAAGGUCGAAGUUUGAAGAGCCGCGAAUUGAACAGAUCCAAGAUCUUGAGAAUGAUAUGAUGAAGUAUUUUAGAGAGGAUCUACAUAGGCGCUUGUUGAGCACUGAUUUCAAGAAGCAAGUUGAUGGUCUUGAGAUGUUACAGAAGGCACUCCCUUCCAUUGGGAAGGAAAUAAUUGAAGUUCUGGACAUACUAUUGAGGUGGUUUGUUUUGCAGCUAUGUAAAUCUAACACGACAUGCCUUUUGAAGGUGCUGGAGUUUCUUCCAGAACUUUUUGACUCGUUGAAGGGUGAGGCAUAUAGUUUGACGGAGGCAGAAGCUGCCAUUUUUCUUCCGUGCUUGGCAGAAAAGUUGGGGCAUAACAUUGAGAAAGUUAGAGAAAAAAUGCGGGAGCUGACAAAGCAAAUAGUUCAAGUGUAUUCGGCCACAAAAAUCUACACUUACAUUUUGGAUGGUCUUCGUUCAAAGAACAAUCGUACUAGGAUAGAAUGUGUUGAUCUUGUUGGUUUCUUUAUUGAUCAUCAUGGGGCUGAGAUAAGUGGACAACUAAAAUCAUUGCAAAUUGUUGCAAGCUUGACAGCAGAACGAGAUGGUGAAAUUAGGAAGGCUGCCCUAAAUACACUAGCUACUGGAUAUAAGAUUCUUGGUGAUGACAUAUGGAGAUAUGUAGGGAAGCUGACAGAUGCUCAAAAAAGCAUGCUAGAUGAUAGAUUCAAGUGGAAGGUUCGAGAGAUGGAAAAAAGAGGGGAAGGCCGACCUGGUGAAGCAAGAGCUGCUCUAAGGCGAUCAGUAAGGGAAAAUGGACCUGAUGUAGCUGAGCAGAGUUGUGAAGUUCCACAGACUAUUUCCAGGAAAAACUAUGUGCAACCUGACCUUAACAUGGAGAGACAUUUAAUGCCUCGGAUGCUUGCUGGUGUCAGUGGUCCCUCAAACUGGAAUGAAGCUCUUGAUAUAAUUUCUUUUGGCUCUCCUGAGCAGUCUGUCGAGGGAAUGAAAGUUGUCUGCCAUGAGUUAACACAGGCCACUAAUGACCCAGAAGGCAGUUUGAUGGAUGAACUAAUGAAGGAUGCAGAUAGACUCGUUUCAUGCUUGGCGAAUAAGGUAGCCAAAACUUUUGACUUCAGUUUGACUGGUGCAUCAUCAAGAUCUUGUAAAUAUGUUCUAAACACGCUUAUGCAGACAUUUCAAAAUAAGAGACUUGCACAUGCUGUCAAGGAAAACACUCUUGACAACCUUAUUACAGAGCUUCUGCUUUGGCUUUUGGAUGAAAGGGUUCCCCAUAUGGAUGAUGGCAGCCAACUUCUGAAAGCUCUGAAUGUCUUGAUGCUUAAAAUUCUGGAUAAUGCUGAUCGAACCUCAUCCUUUGUCGUCCUAAUUAAUCUAUUACGUCCUUUAGAUCCUUCAAGAUGGCCUUCACCUGCAACAAAUGAGACUUUUGUAGCAAGAAAUCAGAAGUUCUCUGAUCUGGUUGUCAAAUGCCUUAUCAAACUCACAAAGGUUCUUCAAAGCACAAUCUAUGAUGUUGAUCUUGAUCGCAUCCUUCAAAGUAUCCAUGUCUACCUGCAAGAACUAGGAAUGGAAGAAAUCCGGAGAAGAGCUGGAGCUGAUGAUAAACCAUUACGAAUGGUAAAAACCGUUCUACAUGAACUUGUCAAACUUAGAGGGGCUGCAAUAAAGGGUCACCUAUCUUUGGUGCCCAUAGACAUGAAGCCUCAACCAAUUAUUCUUGCCUAUAUUGAUCUCAAUCUUGAGACUUUGGCUGCGGCAAGAAUGUUGACAUCAACUGGCCCUGGUCAAACUCACUGGGGUGAUUCUGGAGCCAACAAUCCAGCACCUGCCACAAAUUCUGCUGAUGCCCAGCUAAAACAAGAACUCGCAGCAAUAUUUAAGAAAAUUGGUGACAAGCAGACAUGCACCAUUGGUCUCUAUGAGCUUUAUCGCAUCACUCAGCUAUACCCUAAGGUUGAUAUAUUUGCUCAGCUCCAAAAUGCUAGUGAGGCAUUUCGGACUUAUAUUAGAGACGGCUUAGCUCAGAUGGAGAAGAAUGCUGCAGCAGGAAGGACUCCUUCAAGUGUGCCAAUGUCAACCCCUCCCCCUGCUUCUCUUUCUUCUUCGUCACCUGAAUUUGGGCCUCUGUCCCCUGUACAGACCAACUCUUUAAAUGAUUCUAAAUUAUCAAGUACAAAACCUGAACCAACAAGCUUUAAUUUGCCACCAUCAUACACUGAAGACUAUCGGGGGGCUGGUAAUGCUAUAAAUACAGCAAGAGUUCGUGCCCCUGAAAAUGCAUUGGCAGACCAAAGAAAUGAGAGAUUUAUCAGUGGGGUAACCAGUGGCACAUUGGACGCAAUCAGAGAGAGGAUGAAGAGUAUGCAACUAGCAGCUGCCGGUGGGAACAUGGAUGAUUAUGGAACCCGGCCCUUGAUGUCUGUCAAUGACAACUUAAAUCUUGGACUCUCAACUCAGACUCGUACAUUAGAUCCUCAUCCUGGUAUGGAGAACCCGGCACAAGGAGGUGUACUUCCUAUGGAUGAGAAGGCAUUGUCUGGGCUCCAGGCACGGAUGGAAAGACUAAAGAGUGGCGGAGCACUUGAACCUCUUUAAAAAUAUUCCUUUUAUGCUUUUUUCUAGGCCUGCCAUCGAAAGCCGUUAUUGUAAAUGGAAGGGAAUUAACAUACCGCAGUUACCCAUCGAAAGCAGCCCCUGUUUCUCCUCUUCUUGGUUGAAAUGCCAGCCAAGUAGAUUUAGCUGUACCAAAUUUUCUUUAAUUUUAGAAAAUGCGAUACGGUGGUUUCAUGAAUUCUAUUUCUGUUGGACAUUAGUAUUCAGGCAUAGGUAGGUAUUUGGUGAUAGACUAAAAUUUUGUUGCAAGAGUUGGAUGGGAUGGAAUCAAACGUUGGCUUUACAAUAUUGAUAACUUUGUAAUUGUGAUUCGAUUUGCCCGUAAAUUGCAAUUAAACCCAGUGUUUGCUUCUA
Gossypium raimondii (Peruvian cotton) is the source of this 6649-nucleotide messenger RNA. Its product is annotated as protein MOR1. Bases 206 to 6277 code for a protein of 2023 amino acids. The transcript is spliced from 54 exons. Lineage: Eukaryota; Viridiplantae; Streptophyta; Magnoliopsida; Malvales; Malvaceae. Gene Ontology annotation, biological process: mitotic spindle organization; establishment or maintenance of microtubule cytoskeleton polarity; microtubule polymerization. Gene Ontology annotation, cellular component: microtubule plus-end; spindle pole; kinetochore. The record is from RefSeq and is a predicted model, not a curated record. Gene Ontology annotation, molecular function: microtubule plus end polymerase activity; phosphatidylinositol binding; microtubule plus-end binding.